This is a messenger RNA of Cydia pomonella (codling moth), 998 nucleotides long. RefSeq names its product putative nuclease HARBI1. The transcript is spliced from 2 exons. Lineage: Eukaryota; Metazoa; Arthropoda; Insecta; Lepidoptera; Tortricidae. The record is from RefSeq and is a predicted model, not a curated record.
CUAUUUUAGUUUUUCGAUGUGAUGUUACGCAUAAUUUUUGUGUUGUGAAUGAAUAUAUAUCGAGUCGGUAAUAACGGUCUAACUGGGGAGUGCCAAAUAUAGGAUCUAACCUGGACCGUAUUUCUACUUUGCCUUUACAAUUUUGGUAAGAAACAUGAAAGUACUAUUAGUUAGAUCAUAUGAUUUUAAAUUAUUAUUUUUACAGAAAUCUGGCAGUAAAACCAGUGGACGAGGUAUUGGUGGCUCUGCAGUAUUAUGCUUCGGGCUCCUUUAUGCGCUGCGUAGGCGACAUGACAGGGCUCCACAAAAGCACUGUCUGCCGAAUUGUCCAUCGGGUGACAGAGGAGAUUGCCCUAUUGCGCCCCUUAUUUAUAAAUAUGGCCAGGUCCAUGGCUGAGCAAAGAGAUAUUGCAGCCUCAUUUUAUGAACUGGCCAGGUUUCCAAAAGUCUUGGGAGCCAUUGAUUGUACCCAAAUGGGCAUUAUAUCACCAGGUGGCAAUAACGCCGAAGAUUUCCGCAACAGGAAAGGAACAUUUUCUAUUAAUGUGCAAGUGAUUGGUGAUGCAGAUUUGUGCAUCCGAAAUAUAGUAGCCCGUUGGCCGGGGUCCGCACAUGACAGCCAUGUCUUUAACAGCUCCAACCUUAAGCAUAGGGUGGAGGCAGGCGAGUUCGCGGACUACUGGUUGCUCGGGGACUCUGGCUACGGGUUGAAGCCAUAUCUGCUCACCCCACUUGCAAACCCUUAGACCCGUGCAGAGAAACUGUAUAAUGAGAGCCACAUCCGCACCCGAAAUUCAAUUGAACGCCUAUUCGGCGUGUGGAAAAGGAGGUUCCCAAUAUUGGGAUCCAAGAUUCGUUGCAGGCUGCCGAGGCUGCAACCAAUUAUUGUGGCCACGGCCGUGCUGCACAAUCUGUGCAGACAGUACCGUGUAAGGCAGCCUGUUGACCUUAUACCCAUUGAAGAUCACAAUGAGAACCCGGCUCCUGUUGCGGCCUAG